Messenger RNA from Sphenostylis stenocarpa, 783 nucleotides. The record is from the annotation of a GenBank genome assembly. NCBI's taxonomy places the organism in Eukaryota, Viridiplantae, Streptophyta, Magnoliopsida, Fabales, Fabaceae.
AUGGGUUCGUUCAAAAAAAUCAUCACCAUUGUUUCCCUCAUAACCAUUCUUCUCACUUCCGCCGAGGCCCGAAUUCCGGGCGUGUACGGAGGCGGCGCGUGGGAGAACGCCCAUGCGACGUUCUACGGAGGGAGCGACGCGUCUGGCACAAUGGGCGGCGCGUGCGGGUAUGGGAACCUGUACAGCCAGGGAUACGGCGUUAACACGGCGGCGCUGAGCACGGCUCUGUUCAACAGCGGGCUGAGCUGUGGAGCGUGCUUCGAGAUAAAGUGCGCCGACGAUCCGAGCUGGUGCCACGCUGGUAGUCCAUCGAUCUUCGUGACCGCCACAAACUUCUGCCCACCGAACUACGCUCUCCCCAGCGACAAUGGAGGGUGGUGCAACCCUCCCCGACCACACUUUGACCUCGCCAUGCCCAUGUUUCUCAAAAUCGCCGAGUACCGCGCCGGCAUCGUCCCCGUCUCUUACCGCAGGGUGCCUUGUCGAAAACAGGGAGGGAUGAGAUUCACGAUCAACGGCUUCCGUUACUUCAACUUGGUUUUGAUCACCAACGUGGCGGGUGCAGGGGAUAUAUUGAGGACGAGCGUGAAAGGGUCUAAAACUGGGUGGAUGAGUAUGAGCCGUAACUGGGGUCAGAAUUGGCAAUCAAACGCUGUUCUGGUUGGUCAGUCACUCUCCUUCAGGGUCACAGCCAGUGACCGACGCAGCUCCACCUCGUGGAACAUUGUGCCCGCCAAUUGGCAAUUUGGCCAAACCUUCACAGGCAAAAAUUUCAGGGUCUAA